AACAAAGUGCUGCCGGCCGGUCUCGCUCGAGCUUCAGUCGUAGCGACAAAAUGCAGGACUAUCCGCAAGGCUCAGGCAGGCCGCCAUACUCUCCUCAGCACCAACGCAGCCAUCCCCCUUCACCAUCCAUACAUCGGAAUCCUAGUCCUACAGCCCAGCGAUCUGGCUACUACGAUCCCUUGUCUGAUUCCAUACCCGNCUCGGAACCAUGCCGUAGACGCUGCCGACAGACAUCGCGAGAGUAACGGCUACCACUACGACACACCUGGACGUCCACGAGGCACAAGCCAGUCUUCACAUCCUGGCCCUCAACUCCCUCCUUUGACUCCGAUGCAUCACCCACUCCCUCCUUCAUCACCAAACUAUCACUCGCGCCCUAGCGCCGCACCUGCAGAGACACCCAACGUCAGUACACAACCAUACACCAACUCCGCGAUACGCGCUGACACAGAACAGCCUCCUGCUCGCUCCGCCAACCCCAUGUCGAUGUCCAACCUUUUAUCCGACAGUGGCCCUUCAGAACCUCCGCCGCCUCCAGCCCCUGUAGCAGCACCUCCCGCACGCCGUUCACCAGAGGUCCCGCGCGAGCCCGUCAAGCCGUACCUUGCUCCUCAUCCUGCGCCUGUCCCUGACGCUUACACAACGCCUGUCGCUCCGGCUGCCGCUCCUGCUAUAGACAACAACAACAUCAAGCGUGAACGCAAUGGGGAUGUUCCUCCAAUCGCGCCGCCCGUCUCGGCGCCUACCUACCCUACAGGCCCGCCAGGCCUCACCAUCGAAGCCACCGAAGCGGCCUAUGCUGAAAUCGAAGCAGCUGAGAUGAGCGAAGUUGAACAAGCUGGAUUCGAAGGGCCUAAAGUCGCAUGGGCAACGAGAUCCGCAAAGCGCAUGAUCGAGAUAGAACAGAGAGAGCUGGGGAAGCGAAAGAAACGCCGUCAAGCCUCGACUAGAAUGUACCUCGAACUGUUCGACGCAAACGCGAACCUCGCCAAGGAUCACUUCGUCGCCACGCACGAGAAGCAAGCCGAGGAGGAAGUUCGCGUAAAGGACGCCGAAGAAGAAAAGGAGCGCAAGAAGGACAUGCAGCGAAAGCGCAGACGAGAAAGGACGUUACUUAACGAGACGGCUAAGCGCGAUGAAGCUAUCGAAAAGCUCAAAGACCUCGAGGAUGAAGACGAAAAAUCGCGCCUGCUCAAGGACGUCCAGAAAUAUGGUAAGAAGAUACGGAAUACCGAAGACCUCCUACAUGGCCGCCUUCCCAGCAAAGCUCUCCUUGGAGACUCGCCCGGGCCUCCCAACCUGGAAGGGGGCUUUAUGUCGUCUUUCCAAGCUAAUGACGACCUCACCACAGAUGCGAAAGCGAAGAAAGGCGCCAAGGGAUACCGUCCACGCAAGAGCAAGGCCCAGAAGCAAGCCGAGAAGGACAGCGCCGCCCAAGCACAAGCCCUCAUGGACCGCGGUGAAGACAUGCCCCCAAUCACCCCGAGAGAAGAAUUGCGACUCCGAAGCCUGCGCGGCACCUCCAGCGACGGCAUGGAGGGAACACCUAUGGAAGACGUUGAACCUGGCGAGAAGACAUACGACCAGAUCUAUCGCGAAGUUUGGAAGGACAUCUCGGUCAGCGCCUCAAAGAUUGCUCGCACCAGACUUCAGGCAUUGGAAGUCAAGCAAGGCAACAUGCGCAAGACAGCUCAAUUGGCGUCCAAGGAGGCACGCCGCUGGCAGCUACGUACCAACAAGAGCACCAAGGAUGUCCAGGCUCGCGCAAAGCGUGCUAUGCGUGAAAUGCUGUCGUUCUGGAAGCGCAAUGAGCGUGAUGAACGCGACCAGCGCAAGAUGGCCGAGAAGCAAGAAUUGGAGAACGCCAAACGUGCCGAAGCUGAACGCGAAGCAAACCGACAGAAGAGAAAGUUGAACUUCUUGAUCUCCCAGACAGAACUGUACUCGCAUUUCAUUGGCAAGAAGGUCAAGACAGACGAAGUCGAAAACUCUACCAACGAUGUCUCUGUUUCUGACCAAACCACAAGGCCUGCUCCAUCCAGUGCCAACACUAUCGACCUGCCCGACAGCGUUGCUAAUCUCAGCACGAAGGUCACGAACUUUGAGGAUCUCGACUUUGAUGCAGAAGACGAGACUGCCUUGCGCCAGGCUGCUAUGGCGAAUGCUCAAAAUGCCGUUCAAGAGGCACAGGACAGGGCACGCGCUUUCAAUCAGGAUCCCAAUGGAGGAAACAAGAUGUCACAGUUCGACGAUGGCGAGAUGAACUUCCAAAACCCCACCAGUCUGCAGACCAUGGACGUCUCGCAGCCGAACAUGCUCACUUGUCAGCUCAAGGAAUACCAACUCAAGGGUCUCAACUGGUUGGUUAACUUGUAUGAGCAAGGUAUCAAUGGUAUCCUCGCCGACGAGAUGGGACUGGGAAAAACUGUUCAGUCCAUCUCAGUCAUGGCAUAUCUGGCUGAAGUCCACAAUAUCUGGGGACCCUUCCUCGUAAUUGCUCCAGCUUCGACACUUCACAACUGGCAACAGGAAAUCGCCAAGUUCGUUCCAACACUCAAAGUGCUGCCGUACUGGGGUAAUGCAAAGGACCGUAAGGUCUUGCGCAAGUUCUGGGACCGCAAGCACAUCACCUACAACCGAGAAUCGUCCUUCCACGUCCUGGUAACAUCGUACCAACUUGUGGUGCAAGAUACGCCAUACUUCCAAAAGAUCCGCUGGCAGUACAUGAUUCUCGAUGAAGCGCAAGCCAUCAAGUCUUCUCAAAGUUCGAGAUGGAAGGCUUUGCUGGGCUUCCACUGUCGUAACCGUCUCCUUCUGACUGGUACACCAAUUCAGAACAACAUGCAAGAGUUGUGGGCUUUGCUCCAUUUCAUCAUGCCUAGUUUGUUCGAUUCACACGACGAGUUCAGUGACUGGUUCUCCAAAGAUAUUGAGAGCCACGCUCAGAGUAACACGAAACUCAACGAAGAUCAGCUCAAAAGAUUGCACAUGAUCCUCAAGCCCUUCAUGUUGCGUCGUGUCAAGAAGCAUGUCCAGAAGGAACUCGGCGACAAGGUGGAGAAGGAUGUAUACUGCGACCUCACAUACCGCCAGCGAGCUCUAUACGCAAAUCUACGAAACAAGAUCAGCAUUCUGGACCUGAUCGAGAAGGCAGCUGUUGGAGAUGAUCAGGACACCGCAACCUUGAUGAACCUGGUCAUGCAGUUCCGCAAAGUCUGUAACCACCCUGAUCUGUUCGAGCGUGCAGACACGACUUCUCCACUUGCUUUGUCGUACUGGGCAGAGACUGCUUCCUUUAGCAGAGAGGGCAAUUUUGUCAAUCUUGCGUACUCGGUCCGCAGUCUGAUCGAGUACUGGCUACCUAAACAGCUCGGCUCUGAUGGUGGUCGAUUGGACUUGGCUGGACCUGACAACGCGCGUGCUGGCUGGAGAAACAAAUGGCUGAAGCACAUGAUGAGCAUUUGGAAUCCUGAACACAUCAAGCAAAACACCAAGAAUGCAGGAGCUUUCUCAUGGUUGCGCUUUAUCGAUCAGUCGGCCAGUGAAGUCUCAAGAGCAGCACACAGUGGUAUCUUUGAUCGUGCAGUUGAGCUUGAAAGACAGUCAAAGCGUCGAACGUUCUUCCAGCAAGGCGAUUACCUUGAGGUCAAGGAGCGUUACGUGCCUGCGCACUCCAUGCUCAAUGUUAUUCAGCACUCGAAGCCAAGUCUCAUCGCAGAUGUGUCCGGUGAAGGCUACCUGAGCAACCUGAUGAACGUCUCUCGAUUGGCGGUAGAGCAGACUGGUUACAGUGACAUUGAGCCUUGCUCUCUUCCUACGGCUGCUGCUCCUCCGAUCGAAUUGGUCUGCCCCAGUCAACACUCCAUCGUUGAGAAGGAAACUACAUUCUUCAACUCUCCAAUCCGAAGCACGCUGAACCCUAUAACCUUGGAAACUGAGCAAGCACUCUUGUCAAGCAAGGUCGCACCAGCAGAUUACCCGAUCGCGAACAUGUUGCCUGAGCCUAUCAAUAAGAAGCAAGGCUACACCACGAUAGAAGUCCCAAGUAUGCGCCGCUUUGUUACUGACUCCGGUAAAUUGGCUCAGCUGGACAAGCUUCUCCGAGAACUCAAGGAGGGUGGCCACCGAGUCUUGCUAUACUUCCAGAUGACACGUAUGAUCGACUUGAUGGAGGAGUACCUCACAUACCGCAACUACAAGUACUGCCGUCUUGACGGUUCGACAAAACUCGAAGACCGUAGAGAUACUGUUGCGGCUUUCCAGUCAACACCUGAGAUCUUCGUCUUCCUUCUCAGUACGCGUGCCGGUGGUCUUGGUAUCAACCUUACAUCUGCCGACACUGUCAUCUUCUACGACAGUGAUUGGAACCCUACCAUCGAUUCACAAGCUAUGGAUCGUGCGCAUCGUCUUGGUCAAACAAGACAGGUCACAGUCUACCGUCUCAUCACACGUGGAACCAUCGAAGAGCGUAUCCGCAAGCGUGCUCUACAGAAGGAAGAAGUCCAACGCGUGGUCAUCACUGGUGGCGCUGGUGCCACAAGUGGCGACAAAGGUGUCGAUUUCAACGGACGCACGACCAGAGAGAACCGCACCAAGGACAUCGCUCUGUGGUUGGCCGAUGAUGAUCAGGCCGCCGAGAUUGAGCGCAAGGAAGCUGAGUUUGCCGAGCAAGAGGCUAAAGAACCGAACAAGGCAAAGAAGAGGAAGGCUCCAACGAAGAAGAAGGAGAUUAGUAUGGACGACAUGUACCACGAAGGAAAGUUCGACGACGACCACAGUAACAAACCUUCUGGCGCAGCAACGCCAGUACCUGGCGCUUCCGAAGGCCUGCCAUCGAAAAAGAAGAAGACCACUGGCAAGAAAGCAAAGACGCUCAAGCAGCGACUUGCGAUAGCCGACGGUGAUGUUGAUGGCGGCAUGGCUUCGUAA
Messenger RNA from Aureobasidium vineae, 4929 nucleotides. The record is from the annotation of a GenBank genome assembly. Lineage: Eukaryota; Fungi; Ascomycota; Dothideomycetes; Dothideales; Saccotheciaceae.